This is a messenger RNA of Pyrenophora tritici-repentis Pt-1C-BFP, 1170 nucleotides long. RefSeq names its product aminoglycoside phosphotransferase. The record is from RefSeq and is a predicted model, not a curated record. Lineage: Eukaryota; Fungi; Ascomycota; Dothideomycetes; Pleosporales; Pleosporaceae.
GCCAGCGUACCCCAACAUGGCCGGCACUGUACGGCAACCCAUCGAUAUCGCCUCAUUAGAGCGCUACAUCAGCGCCAAUAUCCCUGAAAUUAAAGUUCCGCUCGAUGUAAAGCAGUUCGGAUACGGACAGUCGAAUCCGACGUACCAGUUGACAGAUAACGAUGGAAAGAAAUAUGUGAUGAGGAAGAAGCCGCCGGGUCAGUUGCUAUCAAAGACUGCGCAUAGAGUCGAUCGCGAGUAUCGCAUCAUUCAUGCACUAGAGAAGACGGAUGUGCCUAUUCCACGAGCGCUAUGUCUUUGUCAAGACGAGACCGUGAUUGGAACAGACUUCUACAUCAUGGAAUUUCUCGAUGGCCGCAUCUUCGAGGACCCAGCCAUCCCAGAUGUGACGCCUGAAGAGCGAACAAAGAUGUGGCACUCUGCCAUAACGACCCUGGCGAAAUUCCAUCGAGUCUCCCCGGCUUCCGUAAACCUCGCCUCCUACGGGAAGAACUCUGGCUUCUACAACCGCCAAAUCGCUACCUUCAACACAAUCUCCCAGUCGCAGGCUGCAGCAAAGGACAAGGAGACAGGAAUGCCAGUCGGCAAGAUCCCACAUCAAGACGACAUGGUAGCUUUCUUCAGCGACCCCAAGACCCAGCCAAAAGACCGCGCGACAUUCGUCCACGGCGAUUACAAGAUCGACAACGUCGUAUUCCACAAGACUGAACCCCGUGUAAUCGGAAUCCUAGAUUGGGAAAUGAGCACCAUCGGCCACCCACUUUCUGACCUGAACAAUGUCUUGCAGCCCUACGUGACGGCGUCUAGUGAGACUGCCAUGACUAUCGGACGCGCACACAAGGGUUUCCAGCCUGGUGCGACACCUGGGCUACCGUCACGCGAACAGCUGGUAGCGUGGUAUUCAGAGGUAGCGGGCUGGGACCCGCGACCAGAUUUGACCUGGGGUGAUGCAUUUAGUACGUAUAGGGGUGCGGUCAUCAUGCAGGGAAUCGCGGCUCGCUAUGCUCUCAGGCAGGCGAGCAGUGCCCAGGCCCACGAGUAUGCACAGCAGAUGGCACCGUUUGCGGAAAUCGCGUGGAGUCUGGUGCAGGAGUAUAUGAGCAAUCACGAAAAGGCAAAGUUAUAGUCGUAGCUAUGUUAUCAUUGAUAUGAGAAUCGUCAGCAAUCAAA